Messenger RNA from Gracilinanus agilis (Agile Gracile Mouse Opossum), 3065 nucleotides. It is a transcript of the gene SYVN1, whose product is annotated as synoviolin 1. The transcript has 16 exons. The record is from RefSeq and is a predicted model, not a curated record. Gene Ontology annotation, cellular component: cytoplasm. The coding region runs from base 102 to 1886 and encodes 594 amino acids. NCBI's taxonomy places the organism in Eukaryota, Metazoa, Chordata, Mammalia, Didelphimorphia, Didelphidae.
UUUCCCGCUGUUCCCUGGGUUAUCGCAGCCGCUUCCUUCGCCGCCGCGGGACCAGCGGGCUCGGGAGCCCUGAGCUCCGUCCCGGUGUCCCGGCCGGGGCCAUGUUCCGCACGGCCGUGAUGAUGGCGGCCAGCCUGGCGCUGACCGGGGCGGUGGUGGCCCACGCCUACUACCUCAAGCACCAGUUCUACCCCACCGUGGUCUACCUGACCAAGUCCAGCCCGAGCAUGGCCGUCCUAUACAUCCAGGCCUUCGUACUUGUCUUCCUCCUGGGCAAGGUGAUGGGCAAAGUGUUUUUCGGGCAGCUGCGAGCGGCCGAGAUGGAGCACCUCCUGGAGCGCUCCUGGUACGCUGUCACAGAAACCUGCCUGGCCUUCACCGUCUUUCGGGAUGACUUCAGCCCCCGGUUCGUGGCGCUCUUCACCCUCCUCCUCUUCCUCAAGUGUUUCCACUGGCUGGCUGAGGAUCGGGUCGAUUUUAUGGAGCGCAGCCCAAACAUCUCCUGGCUCUUUCACUGCCGGAUUGUCUCCCUCAUGCUCCUCUUGGGUGCUCUGGACUUCCUCUUUGUCAAUCAUGCCUAUCACAGCAUCCUGACCCGGGGGGCCUCCGUGCAGCUGGUCUUUGGCUUUGAGUACGCCAUCCUGAUGACGAUGGUUCUUACAAUCUUCAUCAAAUAUGUUCUGCAUUCAAUCGAUCUCCAGAACGAGAACCCCUGGGACAACAAGGCUGUCUACAUGCUCUACACGGAGUUGUUCACAGGCUUCAUCAAAGUCCUUCUCUACAUGGCCUUCAUGACCAUCAUGAUCAAGGUGCACACCUUCCCACUUUUUGCCAUCCGGCCCAUGUACCUGGCCAUGAGGCAGUUUAAGAAGGCAGUGACAGAUGCUAUCAUGUCUCGCCGGGCCAUCCGAAACAUGAACACACUGUACCCAGAUGCCACCCCUGAGGAGCUCCAGGCUAUGGACAAUGUCUGCAUCAUCUGCAGAGAAGAAAUGGUGACUGGUGCCAAGAGGCUUCCCUGCAACCAUAUCUUCCAUACCAGCUGCCUGCGAUCCUGGUUCCAGCGGCAGCAAACCUGCCCCACCUGCCGAAUGGAUGUCCUGCGAGCUUCGCUUCCUGUCCAGUCCCCACCAGCCCCAGAGCCUCCUGAGCAGGGCCCUCCCCCUGCUCCACACCAGCCCCCCAUCAUCCCCCCACCCCCCAACUUUCCCCAAGGCCUCCUGCCUCCAUUUCCUCCUGGGAUGUUCCCCUUGUGGCCCCCCAUGGGCCCCUUUCCUCCUAUGCCUCCCCCCAGCAAUGCAGAUGUCCCUCCUUCCUCACCUUCCGCCUCAACCAAUGCCCCUCGGCCCAGUGGGUCUGUCUCUGAGGCCGCUCCGGCUCCUGGCUUUCCCUUCCCUCCUCCCUGGAUGGGCAUGCCCCUGCCUCCACCGUUUGGGUUCCCCCCUAUGCCAGUACCCCCAGCAGGCUUUGCAGGCCUGACUCCUGAGGAGCUACAGGCCCUGGAGGGCCAUGAGCGGCAGCAUCUGGAAGCUCGACUCCAAAGCCUUCGAAACAUCCACACCCUGCUAGACGCUGCCAUGCUGCAGAUUAACCAGUACCUCACUGUGCUGGCCUCUCUGGGCCCUCCCCGACCUCCUGCUCCUGCCAGUCCUCCUGAGGCAUCUACAAUGGCUGCUGCAGCAGCAGCAUCCUCUUCCAGCAGCAUCCCCAGCUCUGAGGCGACACCCCCCUCACCGGGAGAGUCCCCACUCCCCCCUGACACAACACAGCUGCAGCCAGAUCCAGAGUCUAUUGGGGCAGAGGAGCUGAGCGAAGAUGGGGAGCCCAACACGGUGGAGCUCCGCCGCCGCCGCCUGCAGAAGCUGGAGUCCCCUGCCUCUCACUGACACUGCCCAGCCUCAUCCCAUUCCCCAACCUUGUGUUUUGACUGUGGUGCCCUCGUGCUCGGGUGAGAAGUGGAUCCCACCUCCCACUGCCAAGUGCCGUCUCCCCUCUCACCAGGCUUUGGAAAAGAAUUUGAAGUUCCUGCGGCCUCUCCUGGAAGGAAGGAAGGCCUGAGCCCCACUCACACCACUUGGGAGCCCUCGAAUCCAAAUCAUGUGGCUUGGGCUGAUUCCUCAUCCCCUAGACUGGACUAGAGGCCUGGUGGGUCAGUCUUUUUGCUGGCCCAUCACCCAACUCUCACAGCCUCCCUUAACUCCAGGCAGAGUUGGGGCUGUGAGGUCUUUGAGAAGCCAGUUUCCUGUCCUCCAUUCAGGGGCCCAGGAAGAGGGUGGACACUGAAGACACUCCCUCAGGAGCUGGCAGAGGGCCAGCUCUCAGGGCAGAGGGAGCGUCCCCUGUUCCCAACAGUAUUAGCUCUAGCUCCCAGGAGGGGCUCCAGGCGAGCUGGGCUUCAUUGGCCCCUACCUCCAGCGGUCCCUUUCUAGUACCAGUAGCACCUCCUUGUCCCUUCGCACUCCCAUCCGUGUCUUGUAGGUGACCCCAUCUCAGGAAAGUUGAGUGCCUCAGCUAGGCUGGGGCAGCCUGCUCGGCAUGGCCGGGCAAGGCUGGGGGCACCUCUGGGGGGCCCUCCAUGCUGCUCCUUGAGAUGCUGGAAGCCCCUGGUCCUCUGGCGUAUUUAAGACUGAGCCUCCAUUGUCCGUCCAUGGCCAAAAGCUCUCUUUUCUUAGCCCCAAGCUGGGCCAGGACAAGGCCUGUCUCUAAACCAAACAGUCCCAUGAGGGGAAGCAGCUCAGCUUUCUGAAACUUCUUGGGGGGGAGGGGAAUUUCUUGUUGCUGGCUUUGGGCUCAGCCCCAGCCCAGCUUGUUUCAGAUAUAAGCAGCAGCAGCAGCCACCCGGCAGGGAGGGGGGGCUCAAGCCAGGAGCAGGCCUUGCCUCCCCCCUGCUCCCCCUUUUCUUUGUUCCCUUUGUUUUGUGUGUUACACAAGUUGCUGGAGACAGUUUCAGAUUAUUUAAUUUGUAAAUAUUGUACAAAUUUUAAUAGCUUCAAUUGUAUAUACGGCCAAAAUAAAAACUUGCAUUAAAGUUGGUGCCAGGGCGUGCCGUGGUGCCCCUCCCCCUG